Messenger RNA from Malassezia restricta, 1746 nucleotides. RefSeq names its product zinc finger protein. The transcript has a single exon. The record is from RefSeq and is a predicted model, not a curated record. Gene Ontology annotation, biological process: regulation of transcription by RNA polymerase II. Gene Ontology annotation, molecular function: RNA polymerase II cis-regulatory region sequence-specific DNA binding; DNA-binding transcription factor activity, RNA polymerase II-specific. The coding region runs from base 1 to 1746 and encodes 581 amino acids. Gene Ontology annotation, cellular component: PcG protein complex; transcription regulator complex. Lineage: Eukaryota; Fungi; Basidiomycota; Malasseziomycetes; Malasseziales; Malasseziaceae.
AUGAACCGAUUUUUUUCGGCCAGCAUGUCAGCAGUCACGUCUUCCAGCGGUAGCUCAAGUGGCCCUCCCGGAGGCCCCAGCGGCAGUCAUCCCCCGCCGUCUGUGUCCAAAUUGGUGACGUCGGAUGGAUCAGCAGCGGCUGUAUCGCCCCACGCGUCACCACGUCCCAUGAUGCCUCAUCACCUGCCUGGCGUCCUAUCGCCGUACCGCGAAUCGCCAUCGCGUUUCCCAGCUGUCGGCAGUCCUCGCACGAGCAGUCCCCGUAUCUCGGCGCUGACGCGUGAGGCAUCGUUCGGAUCCUCCGUGUAUCCCACCUCUUCUUCGCGGCCUGCAUCACCGUCCACAGUGCAAGAGCGCUCGUACUCGCCAUCGCCUAGUUCAGGGGCGCAGUCGGCGGCUGCGCGCAUGUCCACGCGGCCGUUGCCACCUAGGCGCCUAUCGGAUACAUCGCGGCUAGUGAAUCAUGCGCCUGCAUCGGAUGCAGGCACGUUAGAUGACGCGUCCUUAUCGCGCUCUCAUUCGCCCAGUGUCGGGCCACCGCCCCCGCUCAGCACACGAGCCUCCUUUGAUUAUUAUGCGACGAACUCGCCAUCGCGAUACAAUGACAUGUACGUGCCGAGUCCCAAGCGUGAUGUAUUUCGCUUUCAUGCGCUGCCGUCUGCAGGCUGGCGCAUGCCGGGGCGUGGGAAUGGCGACGCGUCGCCCUGGUUCGAUAACCGGAACUCGCCUUUCGCCUCGAGUUCGAUGCGCACGGGACCAGGGGAAGACGAGGAGCGUGAUGCGCCGCCGCCGCCGCCUGCGCCGUCGGAAGAUGAUCCGCGAGUGUCUUAUGCGCCACGUCCUCCGCCGCUACGACCUGAGGCGGCGUAUGCUUCGCCCGUGUACCGCGCGGCUGCCUUGCCCGGCUCGUCGUCGCCCUACGCGGUUCAGCCACCGCCUGCGUAUGCCCGCAGCAUGUACCGUGCGGCGGAGUAUGAUACGUACGAGUCGGAUGCGUAUGGCGUGCGUAAGCACAAGUAUGAGGGCGACACGUACCCCGAAAGUGGGCCGCCCAUGCCGUACGGAGCGGACCCGUACUACGCAUAUGCCCGCAUGCCGUACAAGUACUCAUCCGCGGCGACAUCGAUGCCGCACUCGGACGCCUCCUCAGGGGACGAUCGAUCGAGUGACGAGAAAAUGAGUGUGUCGGCGCCGCAGCUGCCAUCUGGGCCGAUAGCGACGGCCGGCGCUGUGCCAACGCCGCCGCCGCCGCAUGUGGGCUCUGCCAAGACGCCUGAGAGUGAUUCAGGCGGGCCGAAGCUGCACGUGUGUGAUGCGUGCAGCAAAACGUUCAGCCGGCGCUCAGACCUUGCGCGACACCGCCGGAUUCACACGGGCGAGCGGCCGUAUCCGUGUGAGUUUCCAGGCUGCGGUAAAAGCUUUAUCCAGCGCUCGGCCUUGACGGUCCACUCACGCGUGCACAGUGGUGAGCGGCCGCACCAAUGUGAGUUUGAGGGUUGCGGUAAGAGCUUUUCGGACAGCAGCUCUCUGGCCCGUCAUCGACGCACGCACACGGGGCGACGGCCCUACGUCUGCACGGUUCCAUCGUGUGGCAAGAUGUUUACGCGGCGCACGACGCUCAACCGGCACGUACGAAGUCAUCAGGCGCCCCUGAAAAAGGGCCUCGUCGCGCCCCCGUACGACGACAGGCCGGACAGUGACGAGGAAGAUGACGACGACGACGAUAGUAGCGACAUGGUGCGCUAA